Colletotrichum chrysophilum is the source of this 1929-nucleotide messenger RNA. RefSeq lists its product as uncharacterized. Bases 1 to 1929 code for a protein of 642 amino acids. NCBI's taxonomy places the organism in Eukaryota, Fungi, Ascomycota, Sordariomycetes, Glomerellales, Glomerellaceae. Gene Ontology annotation, cellular component: SHREC complex; rDNA heterochromatin. Gene Ontology annotation, biological process: silent mating-type cassette heterochromatin formation. The record is from RefSeq and is a predicted model, not a curated record. The transcript is spliced from 2 exons.
AUGACGGGGCCCACGUCUUCCGACGAGUUCGCGGUGGUUAACAUCUGCCGGAGCGAUGGCCAGGACAGCGGUCCCGGUUACUGGCCAGCCCCGGCUGAUGCUGCGAAGAAGAAGGCGCCUUUGGACAAGGUACCACGGGCGAAGCCUCACAUGAUUCGGCUAGCCGAAGACGACCCAAGGUUCCAGGAGUGGCGUAUCAAGCUGGGAAUCUUGCUGAAGCAGGAGCUGAACCCAACAGAAGGCCCGUCAUGGCUCCUCAACUUCCCGCGGGGAUACUGGUUAUACGAAAAGUCUAAGCACCUUUGGGUAUCAGGCUAUCCCGUCAAAUCCAAGCUCUUCAAGAGCCCUCAAGAGUUCGGUCUCCACCUGCUGUGGCUCCUCUCCAACUCUACGGACCGGAUGGACUGCCGGUGCAUUCACUGCAACGUCCGAGAGAUGCCUGCCCUCGAAGAGCUGACCGUGACGGAGAUCCCACGUCCGGUACCCGGGCCGACGAAUGCGCAGCCCCCGUCCAAGAUGCGCAAGAUUACGCCGCAGAUGCCGCUCAGUCGCACUGCUUCACCAGCGCCAGCAGCGGCGACCCCACCAAACCCGAAGAAGGAAACGCCCGUACCGGUUCCGACACCCGCGCUGAAGAAGGAGACCCCCGUGCCGGUGCCGUCGAUACCGCCUCGUGCCGUGCCCGUCCCGGCUCCGGCUCCAGCCCCCGUCCAGACACCGGUCCAGCCGCCACAGGUUCCAGUACAGGUCCCGGCACAGGCGCAGCCACAGCCACCACCGCAGCCACCGGCGCAACCCCCGGCCCAAGCCCUUCAACCUCGAGUCCAGACGCCGGCACAACAACCCCAGCAGCCUAUAGCCCAGGCACCCUACCAGCAGCAGACGCAGUUCCCUCCCUAUCCUCAGCAGCCGCACAACCCGGGCGCCUUGUUUCGCGUCGGAGAGAUGGUUUGGCACCAAAUGUCCAACGGCUGGCGCCUUGGCGUCGUGGCAGCUACGGGCAUCAUCAACCCCAAGAAUAGCAAACCCGAGGCGCUCCAGAUCCUCCCUAUAUCCCAUUAUCUCUUCGGCCAGCUUCCGGUGCAGCUCAUCGAGGCGUCAGCCCGACCUUUUCUUGCCUUCUCCGUACCAAGUGUGGGCAUACCAGAGCUGCAGGGCAAGGCGUACGACGACGUGCCGUGGCAGCAAUUCCUUGGCAGUCUGAACCCCGAAGACACCCACCGCCGCGAGGUGAUACUGUUAGAUUCGUCCAAGAUGGCUGCUCAGAAGAUUGGCUCGUCUUACUCAUUGUUUACCCGCCUUUCGACAACCGAAGACGGCAAAAAGACAGACUACCAGGGCAUUUUCCUUGGCGCGGAACGCGUCGAGCUCGGCGACGUCCUGCGUAUUCGUAUCACUACCGAUCAGCCGGGGGUUCCGGAGGCAGCUACAAACCUGUCGGACGCUCUGCUUGGCCUUCGAGAGAUUUGCACCGCGGUGGAUAUGCCUGGCGCGGUGUUCUUCAAGGGUGACAUCUAUCAGCCCAUCACAGGCGAUAACAAGCCUGUGGGCGGCAUGCCCGUGACUGAGGACAAGCUACCGCGCCCCUUGCGCGAAGAGAGCGCCUUCCGAAACAAGUUUGCGCCGGCGGAGCGCUGGCGGUGCGUGCUUCUCCGGCACAACGCCGUCCUCCGCGAGGGCGAGCUCAAGGGCCGCUUCUAUCCAACCCACAAGCUCCUUCCUCUGCUCGACGGCCAGCAAAAGGUGGGCGCCGAGGUGCAGCAAGGCAUCGUUAGGGACGCGCAGCAGCGGCUCAACCAGCGCAUCGACGGAUUCAAGACUGGUUACAUUGGGCGCAAGAGCACGCGCGCCGAGACGAUUGGUCCCGCGUUGCCGCCCGGCAGUGCCAUCCGCUUUGGAAACGAGGUACGAGAGGAGACAGAGGCCUAG